Arabidopsis lyrata subsp. lyrata is the source of this 1372-nucleotide messenger RNA. RefSeq names its product nucleolar GTP-binding protein 1. Gene Ontology annotation, cellular component: nucleolus. The transcript is spliced from 12 exons. The record is from RefSeq and is a predicted model, not a curated record. NCBI's taxonomy places the organism in Eukaryota, Viridiplantae, Streptophyta, Magnoliopsida, Brassicales, Brassicaceae. Bases 217 to 1284 code for a protein of 355 amino acids. Gene Ontology annotation, molecular function: GTPase activity; GTP binding; RNA binding. Gene Ontology annotation, biological process: ribosomal large subunit biogenesis.
UCUCAAUCUUCUUCAGCCAACACCACAAAGUCUCACACUUUCUGGUCACCAACUUUGCGUCACUGUCGGAAUCUUCAGACGGCUGUUUCUCCAAUCGUCAGUUCAAGCUACUUGCCCACUUCCUACAUCACUCAGAAGCAGAUUGAAAUCCCUACCUCCCCUGAAAAACAAUCGCCACCAGUGCAGGAAGGUUUGGGUGCUUUUCAAAAACUGCCCAUGGUGAUGCCAUCUAUUGAUUUAUAUUGCUCUGCUCUCAGGAAGUCCAAAAGAGUCCAACCAACUAAAGGCAUUGCUAAUAUUGCAAAGCGAGAAAGAAAUAGAGGUGCUAAACAGCUUGAUGCAUUCAUGAAAGAACUGGCUCUUCCUUUAAAAGGAUACAUGGAAAGUUUUCCGAGGAAGAGACUCUUGCAUCCAUAUGAAAGGUCUCUUAUUGACUUGACACUUGGUGAUGGAAAGUAUGAAGAGGUGUUAGGAAAAGUUGAUGUUCUGAGGAAAAAGGUGCUAUCUGUUGGAAAGGAACAUGCUUCUCUCUGCGCUAAGGCUUUGUCAAAGAAAGAAGCAGAGGAACGCUUGAACGAAGGGGUGGAGAAGCUUGAACUGGUUUUCCAACAACAAGGGAGAGCUGUUGAUGAUUUGCUAAGUAUAGCGAAGGUUUUGAGAGCUAUGCCAGUUGUUGACUUGGAAAUGCCGACUCUUUGCCUUGUCGGAGCACCAAACGUUGGCAAAUCAUCGUUGGUCCGCAUUCUUUCAACAGGGAAGCCUGAGAUUUGCAAUUAUCCUUUCACAACCAGAGGAAUUCUGAUGGGUCACAUCGUUUUAAACUACCAACGAUUUCAGGUUACAGACACCCCUGGCCUUCUUAGGAGAUGUGAUGAGGAUAGGAACAAUCUAGAGAAGUUAACUCUUGCUGUACUCACUCAUCUUCCAACUGCGGUUCUAUAUGUUCAUGAUCUAACUGGAGAAUGUGGGACUUCUCCUUCUGAUCAGUUUCGAAUUUAUAAGGAGAUGAAAGAGAGGUUUAAGGAUUACCUGUGGAUUGAUGCUGUGUCCAAAUGUGAUCUGCUGGGAGGCUCACCGGUGAUGUAUGCGAAAGAAGAUAGAAGCAGUGAUGAUGCGGAAAUCAUUAAGUACAGAGAAACAGGACCUGAUGAAUCAAUUCAUGUCUCGGUGAAAACAGAACAAGGUCUCAAUGAGCUAAAGAGCAAAGUAAAGGAAGUACUGAGUAAUGAGAUGGAGAAGAUCAAAAGUGGAGAAAAAAUUGAUCAAAGUGUUGGUACUUGUUAGAUAGAGAUUUUACCCAUUUUUAGCAUGUUCUUAUUGAUGUCUCUUUUGAUAUUAUAAUUCUUAAAAAUAGGAUUAAAUCGUUAAUGCA